UAGAUUUUUAUUUUAUACAUUCCUCUAUUUUUAAGUGUUUUAAAAACUGAUUUCACGUCUUAAAAUCCAACAGGUGAUCCUUCGCUUUAAGUUUAACCACCAAGCCUGCGCUGAUGGUACUUAUUCUUGUUCUGGAAACUGUGGUAGUGAAAGUACGAUUCUUGUAAAUACCAAGAUUGAUGAAGUCUCUGGUUCUUGGUGUCAGAGUGAAAAAAUCACAACUCGGCGUCUUCCCAACAACUCUCCACUGCAGCUUGUGUUUUCCAGCAGUGAAUGGUUUACUAAUUUAAAUGGGAUUGUAGCCUGGAGAGCAGUGACCGACGUUGAGCUGAGGCAGCGAUCCGACACCAAAAAACCAAACUCAUCACCACAAACCACCGUGGUUCCCGCACUGAGGGUUCCAUCAAACUGUGCAGUAAACAUCCCCCUGUUGGCCUUUGACCCCGAUGGAGACCAGGUUCAGUGCAGAUAUGCUAACCUUUCUUUAACAGAAUGUGCGUCGCCCUGCACACCUCCGCCUGUCCUCAGCCUCACUUCUACCUGCAUCCUGUCAUUCAAGGGAACGUCCAGCAGUAAUGAAGGCUGGUACGCCGUCCAGAUGGUGAUGGAGGAUUUUCCCCGACAAUCCAUCUCCCUGACUCAGUAUAACGGGUCACAGGUCGUAAAAACUACCAGCGAUGCCAUCAGCAAGAUACCGAUCCAGUUCCCCUUUCAAGUGGAUCCUGCAGUAUCUUCCUGCACAGAAGGAUUUUAUCGGCCGAGAUUUGUGAGUCCAACUCCAGAACACGGAGCUCAGCUUCCCAUUUUUUCCAAUCAGGCCGUGCAGAUCAGCAUACAAGCAGAGGCGACUAAUUCUGCGAUCACUGAGCUGCUGUUCAGCGGGCCGAACAACGUGGUCAAGACUUCAUCAGGAUCAGGAAGUUUCACUCUGACAUGGAAACCAUCUGCAAGCGAGGAAGGACAGAGCCACCCCAUCUGCUUUGUUGUCCAAGCAAAUGUCGACGCUUCUGUUUUUCAGUCUGCGCUUCGAUGUGUCGUUGUGAAUGUUAUAAAACCACCGAUUUAUAUCCGUGUUCUGAGGAUGAAGAUCUCAACCACGCUCUCACUAAAGGACAAUAAAAAUGCCAUCCAAGAUUCAAUUAGAGAAGAACUGAUAACGAACCGCGGCUUUCCGCCAUUCAUAGCUGUGCGCCUGCUGAGCGACGGGUUAGGUGGUGACAGCACAGUGGCGCCCCCUAGUGGCCAGCUUUGAGAAUGAGCCAUUUUGUGGAAAGGCGCUGGACACGGAGCCACUUUAUCUGGACACAACACAACCUGUUGACAUUACAACCUAACUUCAGCGGCUUCAAACAAUAUAUUUACAAUUAGUAUAUUUUAACUGUAAUCUAUUAGAAUCGUUCAUCUUUUCAUCGAUCUGCUAUUGAUGUUUUCCCUCAGAUGUUCUCACACUUUUAAAUAAUUUCUUAAUGUCAGGUCCUUGGAUCUCUGUAAAGA
This is a messenger RNA of Poecilia latipinna (sailfin molly), 1494 nucleotides long. RefSeq lists its product as uncharacterized. The record is from RefSeq and is a predicted model, not a curated record. The transcript has 9 exons. Bases 599 to 1252 code for a protein of 217 amino acids. NCBI's taxonomy places the organism in Eukaryota, Metazoa, Chordata, Actinopteri, Cyprinodontiformes, Poeciliidae.